This is a messenger RNA of Grus americana (Whooping crane), 1500 nucleotides long. It is a transcript of the gene RBM34, whose product is annotated as RNA binding motif protein 34. The transcript has 10 exons. NCBI's taxonomy places the organism in Eukaryota, Metazoa, Chordata, Aves, Gruiformes, Gruidae. The record is from RefSeq and is a predicted model, not a curated record. Bases 43 to 1494 code for a protein of 483 amino acids. Gene Ontology annotation, molecular function: RNA binding.
GACGCGCCCCGAGAGCCUGUUUCCCUCACCUCGUGAGCAGCCAUGAGGGCCCGCCGGAGGGGCGCGGAGCCGCGGGGGGAGCAGGACCCGCCGGUGGCGGCGGCGCCGCCGGAGGAGGAGGAGGCGGCGGCGGAGUCCCUCAUCGCGCCCCCUACCCGCGCGCGGGGGCGAGGCGGGUCGGCCGUCGUCGGGCGCGCGCGCGCUGCCGCCGCGGUGCGUCGCGGGCGGCAGGCGGAGGAGUACGUGGUGGGGCAGGUGGCGGGCAGCCUCCGGCCGGGCGGGGCGGCCGCCGCGCCGCUCGCUAGCCUCUUCAGCGCCGCCGUCCCCCCGCCGGUACUGGUGGCCGUGACGGGGGAAAAUAAGAAAAGAAAGCAUACGGAAGAAGUGGAGAAAGCGUCAGAAGACCAGAGCUCAUCUGCCAUACAAGAACCUCCUACAAAAGCAAAGAAAGCCAGAAAGAAGGAACUUUCAAAAGCAGAGAAAAAAUUGGCAAACAGAGAGAGCGCUUUGGAGCAGGCAGACGAAGAAGAGGAGCAAAAAUUGCUUCAAAACAAGGCAAAGCAAAAAAAGGGGGCUUCUCAUGCUAUCACCAAAAGUGUCGUUAAUUCAGAUACAGGCACUACUGUAAAACAACAAAAGAAAAGAAAAGCGGCUGAUGAAACAGUAAACAGAAGAACAGUGUUUGUUGGAAACUUGCCUGUCAACUGUACUGUUCAGGUGCUGAAAUCUCUUUUUAAAGAGUAUGGACAAAUAAAAUCCAUUCGAUUACGGUCUUUGGUUCCAGCAGAAGACACUUUAUCCAAAAAGUUAGCAGCAAUAAAACAUAAGGUGCACCCUAAUGCGAAGUUCAUUAACGCUUACGUUGUAUUUAAAGAAGAAUGCGAUGCCAUUAAGGCUCUAAAGGAAAAUGGAACAGCAAUUGCUAGUGGAUUUCACAUCAGAGUUGACAUUGCAUCAAAAGCCAAUUCACAUGACAAUAAACGAUCUGUAUUCUUGGGAAAUCUCUCGUAUGACAUCAGUGACGAUGCUGUGCGAGAACACUUUUCUGUCUGUGGAGGCGUAGUAGCAGUGCGAAUUGUGAGAGACAGACAGACCGGCUUGGGUAAAGGCUUCGGCUAUGUUCUCUUUGAGAAUACGGAUGCUGUACAUCUUGCUCUGAAACUCAACGACUCUGUUCUGAUGGGAAGGAAGAUACGAGUGAAGCGCUGUGGAGAGAAGUGGAAAGCCCCACAGAAAAGUCCAAAUCAGUCUCAUGCUCCUAGGGACAGAGUUGAUACCACGUUAAAAAACAAGACGUGCUCUAAGGAUUCAUUUGUUGGCGAAAAAGCAAUCCCGUUAAAGAAGAGCACUAAACCAAAAAGACCAAAAACUAUUCCUAGAAAUGAAACUGGGAAAAACAAACAGUCUAUUCCUAGAAAUAAAGCUGCAAAAAACAGAGAGUCUUUUGAUAAAAAUCAAAUGUAUAAAAACGCUCAUUAUUGUUAUAAAGAUUGAUGUAUA